Molecule: messenger RNA, 950 nt
Organism: Musa acuminata AAA Group (dessert banana)
Lineage: Eukaryota; Viridiplantae; Streptophyta; Magnoliopsida; Zingiberales; Musaceae
Product: calmodulin-like
Exons: 2
Coding region: 243-692 (149 amino acids)
Molecular function (GO): calcium ion binding
Source: RefSeq, a predicted model, not a curated record
CGUUUCGUGUCAGAUGACGGUAGCGUAAAGUCCGUUCAAGACGGUGGGGCCUUUACUUGGACGCCGGGGAAGGGGAGAGCGAGGUAGACCCAAACCGAAACCUCCUCCGAACUCGAGGGCAGAAGCGCUCGAGGCCUUUCCCUCUUCUCUCUCCAUCUUGAUAUCGAUCGCUUCUUCGUCCCACCAAGAGAUCUCUCCAUCUCGAUCUCUGUUGAGGUCGAUCGUUGCUGGGUGGAGGAGCCAUGGCGGAGCAGCUCACCGACGAGCAGAUCUCCGAGUUCAAGGAGGCCUUCAGCUUGUUCGACAAAGAUGGCGAUGGUUGCAUUACAACUAAGGAGCUGGGAACUGUGAUGCGUUCUCUGGGCCAGAAUCCUACCGAAGCUGAGCUACAGGACAUGAUCAAUGAGGUUGACGCAGACGGCAAUGGUACAAUUGACUUCCCGGAAUUCCUCAACUUAAUGGCUCGCAAGAUGAAGGAUACUGACUCAGAGGAGGAGCUGAAAGAGGCCUUCCGAGUAUUUGACAAGGAUCAGAAUGGUUUCAUCUCCGCUGCAGAACUCCGUCAUGUCAUGACUAACCUUGGUGAGAAGCUGACUGAUGAGGAGGUUGAUGAGAUGAUUCGGGAGGCUGACGUUGAUGGUGAUGGUCAGAUCAACUAUGACGAAUUUGUUAAAGUCAUGAUGGCAAAGUGAAUCCCACAAGAUAAGAUAAAUGUUGGGAAAAAAUCAUUGCACACUAGUAGGAAAACCUUCUCUUAUAUAUUCUCGUAUCUCUUGUGGUGGUUGUGCCUUGUUAGACUGUCUUAUCUUGUUUCUGUUGAUUUGUCUCUUUAUUCCAGAAUUCUCAGGUCUCACUUGCAUCUAUAUGAAGACCAAUAUGUACUGAUUGUCUCCAUCUCAUCAUAUUCUAAACGAUUCACCCUAAAAAGCAUUGAAGAUGUUCUGCUUUAA